Dictyostelium purpureum is the source of this 985-nucleotide messenger RNA. RefSeq lists its product as uncharacterized. The record is from RefSeq and is a predicted model, not a curated record. The transcript is spliced from 3 exons. Lineage: Eukaryota; Evosea; Eumycetozoa; Dictyosteliales; Dictyosteliaceae. Bases 12 to 932 code for a protein of 306 amino acids. Gene Ontology annotation, molecular function: protein binding. Gene Ontology annotation, biological process: protein homooligomerization.
AUAAAAUAAAAAUGAAUGAUUUCCCAGAGAAUAGUUUAACAGUAACAUUAUUAAAUAACAAUAGUAGUGACAAAAAUAAUGGCUGUAGUAUAAAAAAUAAUGAUCUUUAUAUCAAAUCAUUUGGUGAGCCAAUAGUAUUAAAUAUAGGUGGUGUUGAAUAUUAUACAACAAGAGGUACUCUAACAAACGAAAAAGAAUCAUAUUUCGAUAUAUUAUUUUCUGGUAAUUAUAAUAUCAAUUUAAUAAAAAAAGAAAAUAAACCAGAUACACUUUUUAUUGAUAGGGAUGGAUCUCAUUUUAGAUAUAUACUAAAUUAUUUAAGAGGUGACAUAAAUAAUUUACCAAAGUGCCCAAUUAUUAGAGGAGAAUUGUUUGUUGAAGCUGAUUUUUAUUGUUUACAAGGUUUAAAGCAGAUUUUAUACCCAUAUCAUUUUUACCAAUCUAAAAUAUUACCACAAUUUCUAUCAAAUGAUUUGAUUAAAUUAAUAAAAGAUUCUCUUCAGAUAAAAAAAACUACAUUAAUAUAUAGAGCAUCAGAAAAUAACUUUUCAGCAAGUUUAUUUCAUGAAUUAUGUGACUUUGCAGGACCAACUAUAACCAUUGUUAAAUCUAAAGAUAAUAUAUUUGGUGGAUUUACAUCAAAGUAUUGGUCACCUUCAACACAAUAUCAACUAGAUGACCAAAUGUUUUUAUUUGAUUUAUCAAAUCUACCACCAGUUUUAAUUAAAAAAAGUGGGAAUCAAAAUUUUCAAACUAUAUAUUCAAACAUUAAAUAUGGCCCUGUGUUUGGAUUACUUCAUCAAGGUUUAACAAUUUCGUCAGAUUGUAAUAUAAAUAAAGACAGCUAUUUCGAACAAUAUUACGAUUUUAAAGGAAAAGGUAAAAAAAAUUAUAAAAUUGAAGAAUAUGAAGUUUUCAAAAUAGAUAUUUAAAUAAAUAGAUAAAUAAAAAUAAAAAAUUUUUAUCUCUAUUAAAAAAAAAAAAA